AAACCCCUCUCUGAACCCUAUCUAUGUUCUGAAACCCUCCGAUCAGCAUUGCAACAAUGGCUCUCUCCAAGGCCACGUUUUUUACCCACCUUAGAGCCGCCGUGAUACAGCACAAGCACCGCCGUCCUCCAUCCUCCACGGUAUCCCUCCGCCUUCUCUCAUUCUCCUCCCCAGAAGAAGCCGCCGCCGAGCGCCGCCGACGCAAGCGCCAGCUCCGCAUAGAGCCCCCUCUCUCCGCCCUCAACCGUUCCCAACAGCAACAACAACAACAAACUCAGAAAUCGCAAUCCCCUCCGUACUACCUGAACCCUAACAAUCCCAAACUACCCGAACACGUGUCAGCACUAAACGGCAACCGUCUCAACCUUCAUAACAAAAUCUUAACCCUAAUUCGCGAGAACGAUCUCGACGAGGCGGCGCUCUACACGCGCCACUCCAUUUAUUCCAACUGCCGCCCAACGAUUUUCACCAUCAACGCCGUUCUCACCGCCCUCCUCCGCCAGUCACGCUACUCCGACCUCCUCUCUCUCCACCGCUUUAUCACCCAGGCCGGCGUCAUUCCAAACAUCAUCACGCACAACCUUGUAUUCCAGACCUACCUUGAUUGCCGGAAGCCUGAUACUGCAUUGGAGCAUUACAAGCAGUUCCUCAACGAUGCACCGAUGAACCCUUCCCCAACGACGUACCGGAUUCUGAUCAAGGGUUUGGUGGAUAAUGGGAAGCUUGAGCGUGCCUUGGAGAUCAAGGAAGAAAUGGAUUCUAAGGGUCUUGCAACUGACCCUCUCGUUUAUCACUAUUUGAUGCUUGGUCAUGCUAGGAAUUCGGAUUCGGAUGGCGUGAUUAGGUUGUAUGAGGAUUUAAAGGAGAAAUUGGGCGGGGUUGUUGAGGACGGUGUCGUGUUUGGGUGCUUGAUGAAAGGGUAUUUCUUGAAGGGGAUGGAGAAGGAGGCCAUGGAGAGUUUUGUGGAGGCUGUUGGGGAAGGUUCUAAGAAGAAGAUGAGUGCUAUCGCUUUUAAUUCUGUGCUGGAUGCCUUGAACAAGAAUGGGAAGUUCGACGAGGCAUUGAAGCUGUUUGAUAGGAUGAGGAGCGAACACAAUCCACCAUGGAGGCUGGCUGUGAAUUUGGGGAGCUUUAAUGUGAUGGUGGAUGGGUAUUGUGCUCAAGGAAGGUUUAAGGAGGCCAUUGAAGUUUUUGGGAAGAUGGGGGAGUAUAGGUGCAGCCCUGAUACACUGUCGUAUAACAAUUUGAUUGAGCAGUUGUGUAACAAUGGGAUGCUUGUGGAAGCUGAGGAGGUUUAUGGGGAAAUGGAGGGGAAGGGAGUGAACCCUGAUGAGUUCACUUAUGGCUUGUUGAUGGAUACCUGCUUCAAAGAGAGUAGGCCUGAUGAUGCUGCUGGGUACUUUAGGAAGAUGGUGGAUUCAGGGCUCAGGCCUAACUUGGCCGUUUACAAUAGGUUGGUUGAUGGCUUGGUGAAAAUCGGGAAGAUCGACGAGGCAAAGUCUUUCUUUGACUUAAUGGUGAAGAAGCUCAAGAUGGAUGUUGCUAGCUAUCAGUUCAUUAUGAAGGUGCUAAGUGAUGAGGGAAGGUUGGAUGAGGUGCUUCAGAUUGUUGAUACGUUGUUGGACGACAAUGGGGUUGAUUUCGACGAGGAGUUUCAGGAGUUUGUUAAGGGGUUGUUGAGGAAGGAAGGCAGAGAAGAGGAGUUAACGAAACUGAUGGAGGAGAAGGAGCGGCAGAAAGCCGAAGCAAAGGCUAAGGAGAUUGAAGCAGCUGAGGCUGCAAAAAGAAGUGCUAGAGCUGCAGUUGCUUCAUUGCUUCCUUCCAAGUUGUUUGGGAAUAAGGAUGCUGAUUCAGAGGCUAAAGAGCGCAAUGAUGCAAAUGCUUCUGAGCCAGAGUUGGCAGAGAGAAUAACUGAAACUGAGGGUUCAGUUGACGGAGAGACUAAAAAUGAGGUAACCGCUUGAAGUUGCAACUUCAUUAAUCUUGAUAUGCUUAGAUCAGGAAAUGUAAUGCAUGUGUUUCUUCUUUAUCAAAAAUAGUUUUGAAUCAUAAACUUAUGUUACCAAAUUUUCGAUUAAUUUUAUAUGUAAUUAAAUUGUUGGGGAAAGGAUUAUGCAGUUAUUGAGUUGAUCAAUUUCA
Arachis duranensis is the source of this 2139-nucleotide messenger RNA. Its product is annotated as pentatricopeptide repeat-containing protein At3g49240, mitochondrial. NCBI's taxonomy places the organism in Eukaryota, Viridiplantae, Streptophyta, Magnoliopsida, Fabales, Fabaceae. Bases 57 to 1964 code for a protein of 635 amino acids. The transcript has a single exon. Gene Ontology annotation, molecular function: protein binding. The record is from RefSeq and is a predicted model, not a curated record. Gene Ontology annotation, cellular component: chloroplast.